This is a messenger RNA of Colletotrichum destructivum, 912 nucleotides long. RefSeq lists its product as uncharacterized. NCBI's taxonomy places the organism in Eukaryota, Fungi, Ascomycota, Sordariomycetes, Glomerellales, Glomerellaceae. The record is from RefSeq and is a predicted model, not a curated record. The transcript has a single exon. The coding region runs from base 1 to 912 and encodes 303 amino acids.
AUGAAUGGAAACAGCAGAACAUGCCAAACAAAUGAUACGGAGCCGGGACACCAAGAAACUCGGUCUCCCGUUUCCUCCAACUGUAGAAAAUCUGGUCACCGCGAUACAAAUGUCAACAAAUCACCGAACCAGAGCUUCGAAUGCACCAUUCAUGAUUUAGGCGAUAACACCAGCGAGACGCUACGUAGUAUUUGCGAGCAUUCGGAUGUCAUCGCCAAAGGAUUUGCCAAAAUUAUAGUGACCGAUUACAAGCCACAUAUCGGCCGGCAAAUCAAAUUUCUUUCUUCAGGCGGCAACAAAUCCAAAAGAGAAGUCAACGAAUACGCCAUGAGAAAGUCCACGCUACAAAAGGAUGACGGAAACUUUGUCAUCCUCUACGAUGCCAUUGACGUUGUCGAGGGAGAAAUGACCGUUCAUCUUUCUGCAGAGACGCCCAUGACGGCGGAAAGCGAUGUAUUCUCAUCCGACUUGAGGGCUGUUGACGACAGUCUGGGUGCUUCUCAUCAAACUCACUAUUAUGUGGGCGACUGGGUUUGUACCAAAAGUUUGCAUGGACCAGUACUUACAUGCGGUCCCCAGCUCGAAACGGCUUUUGGGCGCAACCCCAAGCCCGGAAUUACCACUUCUUAUCUCUAUUACGCGAAAGAUGCCUUGACUUGCAGCGGUAUGCAUCUUGAAGAUCUUUUCGUACCAUCAGUAAAUUUGCUUCGCUGGGGAGCCCCCAAGGCAUGGCUGGUUCUCGACCCAGAACCGACCAACAUGAAGCUAUUCGAGAAACGUGUCAAGGAGUGUAUGAGACAACGUGUGAGCAACCCCGAAGCCCAGACGCUUCGUCCGGAGACAACUGCCUGGUGUUCCCAGUUCGUGCGUCAUCAGAAUACUUUAUUCACAACAACAACGCUCGAGAAUUAG